Aspergillus ibericus CBS 121593 is the source of this 1326-nucleotide messenger RNA. Its product is annotated as NAD-dependent epimerase/dehydratase family protein. The record is from RefSeq and is a predicted model, not a curated record. The transcript has a single exon. NCBI's taxonomy places the organism in Eukaryota, Fungi, Ascomycota, Eurotiomycetes, Eurotiales, Aspergillaceae. Bases 255 to 1088 code for a protein of 277 amino acids.
GCAAGAAUGUGGGCUGUCAUGUUGGCGUCAUCGUGGGAGAACCGCUGCACCCUCCCAUCAUACGCACGUCAUGGAUUCCACCCUCUCUUAACAGGUUCAACAGCACCCCUGCAUCUUCACCCCCAAUAAAUAUGUCGAUGCCUCUGCAGCUCCCAAUGCGCCUGGCGCGUAUUCCUUCUAUUGGCGUCUUGUCACGCCAGAUUUCGUGUCAAAUUCGACUCCGCAGACCCUAUUCACUCAGCCACGGAAACAACAUGAGAAUCGCUAUCACUGGUGCCCGCGGCACCGUUGGCCGCGCGGUCGUCAAACAGGCCUCGGAGGCUGGUCAUUCCACCGUGCAGGUCGAUCGCACUGAUACCAAAUAUGACGGAACCCCCAAUUCGGAGAUGAAGACGGCCGACACGGCCAAUGACUACAAAGCCACCCUGGAAGCCUUCAAAGGCUGCGACGCCGUCAUUCAUCUGGCUGCGAUUCCCGAUCCUCUUGGAAAAGACGAUGAGUAUGUGCAUAACAACAACGUGACCUCGGCAUUCAAUGGCUUUUACGCCGCUGCCCAAUUGGGCAUCAAACGAUUCUGCUAUGCAUCCUCGGUCAAUGCCAUCGGUUUGGAAUACGCCACGCAGCCGCUCAAGUUCGAAUACUUCCCUAUCGACGAGGAAGCACCAACCACGCCGACCGACUCCUACGCACUGGCCAAAGAGGAAGCCGAAGCGCAAGCGAGAGCGUUCGCAAGAUGGUAUCCCGGGAUGAACAUCGCGUGCAUGCGCAUCCACGCCGUGGCAUCUCGCGAAGAAGCGCAGCAAGGCCACAGCGAGAGAUGGGAAGACUCAGCCGUCAAGAGCUUAUGGGGCUGGGUGAGCCCAGAAGCAACAGCGCGCGCAUGUUUGUUGACGGUGGAAAAGAAUGACAGCUUCUCGGGCUGUGAGAUCUUCAAUGUGGUGGCUCCGACGACGACGCAGGAUACGCCGUCGCGCGAACUAGCCCAGAAGUAUUAUCCGGAUACCGAGAUUCGGGGCGAGUUUGCAGGGAACCAGUCGUUCUUUACGGCGGAAAAGGCGAAUCGGAUCCUGGGAUGGAAACAUGAGUGACUCGGAUGUCGUUUGUAGACAGUUACAUCUCAGUAGGGCUGAGCAAAAUACCCGGUCGGCAUCGCUGCCUAUCCUCAUCCAUGAAUAGAAUUAGUGAUGCAUGGCGAAUGAUGGGUGAUGCUCUUAUCGCGGCGAUCUCGCAAGGCGGCACCGGCAUCACGCAACAACCCCUCGAUACAUGUAUGCGGACUCAACAUUACCCCAGAUGAAACAGAGAAUUCCAGAAAUCUCGAAUAAU